CAGCUUUUCUCUCCCGUUUGCAGGUACAGUUACUGCUUGCCGAACCCACGUUUGACUGGAAUGACAUUUACUUUGAGUCAUAAAUGGAGGAAGUGGAACAAGGAAGGAUGCAUGCCCCAGGGAGACUCAUUCCCAUGCUCCACCAUGAUGAUUGUGUCCUUUUUUGAACAACACUUCUCUUGAGUGCUGUAUGGUUCUGUAUGUGCCCAAGAGGAAAGGAAAGGGUCAGUUUGAUUUUGGGACAGCCUGAGUUCGGCCCCCUGUUAUGAGAGGAAGGUUUGUUCCCCGUUGUUCGUGAAGACGCAGGGAAUGUGCUAUGACAUCUGUGGUGGACUGUGGAAGCCGGGUGUUUGACUUUGCCAGUAAUGGAAUGGAGAACCGUCAGCAGCAGGAUGUAGAAAUGGGUCCAGCAUACCCUGCAGUGAUUGUAGAGCCAGUUCUCAGUGCCAGGCUUGACCAGGGCUACGCUGCGCAGAUACUAGUUUACGACGAUGAGACUUACUUGAUGCAAGAUGUGGCUGAGGAACAGGAGAUUGAGACGGACUCUGCAGAAAUGGAAAAAACUACAUUGAAGACUCAAACUCGCGAUCGAGUAACUGCCGGGAUCGAGGCGCAAACUCGCGACCUUGCGGAUACGAGCCGAGCACUCUACCACUGCGCCAGUCGUUAAAAUCUACGCUAAAAAUCUUCCAUUCCGAAAGCCGAAAAAUUCUGAAUUACGAAAAGUGUCUGGUCCCAAGGCUUUCGGAUAAAAGGUUGUGCACCUAUACUACAAUAUACUUUACAGAGUGAAUUAUCGGAUCAGCAUUAUAAUCAUUGUUUCACAGCUUGGAAAUAUUGAGCUGUAACUGACAUAGCUUUAUGAACACUGAUGCUAUUAUUAAGAAAGCACAUCAGCGCCUCUACUUCCUGAGAAGAUUACGGAGAGUCGUUUUGCCAAGGAAGACUCUCUCUAACUUCUGCAGGUGCACAGUAGAGAGCAUGCUGACCGGUUGCAUCGUGGCUUGGUUCGGCAACUUGAGCGCCCUGGAGAGGAAAAGACUACAAAAAGUAGUAAACACUGCCCAGUCCAUCAUCGGCUCUGACCUCCCUUCCAUCGAGGGGAUCUACCGCAGUCGCUGCCUCUAAAAGGCUGGCAGCAUCAUUAAGGACCCACACCAUCCUGGCCACACACUCAUCACCCCGCCACCUUCAGGUAGAAGGUACAGGAGCCUGAAGACUGCAACGACCAGGUUCAGGAUUAGCUACCUCCCCACAGCCAUCAGGUUAUUAAACUUGGCUCGGACAAAACUCUGAACAUUAACAACCCAUUAUCUGUUAUUUGCACUUUAUCAGUUUAUUUAUUCAUGUGUGUAUAUAUUUAUACAAUGGUAUAUGGACACACUGGUCUGUUCUGUAGUCAUGCCUACUAUGUUCUCUUGUGCUGAAGCAAAGCAAGAAUUUCAUUGUCCUAUCAGGGACACAUGACAAUAAACUCUCUUGAAUCUUGAAUGAACAUCACUGAUGCACAAAUUCCCAAUGUAUAACUGUAGUGACAUGUUGAUUGUAAACUGUCCAGACACCAAACAAAAAGGGAUAUUUGUCAAUGUGCAUAAGCUGCCUGUUGUUCCCUUUCUGUGCAUUAUUAACCCUUUUCAUCAAUUUACCUCUAGUGAAAUAUUCCAUUUGUUCUCGUAUUAUUUACCAUAAUAACGGCAAAGCUUGAUUAACCAUCCUGGCACUUUUUUUCUUGUUUAUAUUUGUUUCCAGAUAUAACUAUACAUUCAUUGGUACAAUUGCAAAUACAUCCUCCUUUUUCUAUGUAGUUUGGUAUUAUUGCAUUGAAAUAUUAAAAAUAUUAAUUGCAAGUUAAUCGUAUUUUUAAACAAUAGUGGAAUCCCAAUAUUUUUGGAUGGUCCAUUGGAAAAAUGUUUGCCUUUAUAAUCUCUUUUAACGCAGCAUAAAAAUCAUCCUAUGAUAUAAAUCCCUUAGUAUUACAGCACUUUGAUCAUUGGAUUCUUCAAAUAAUUCAUAUCUUCCAGUCUAUCUUGUUGUGGCCUGUACACUUUUUUGUCUGCAUUUCUUUUGUUGCUGUAACACUAUAUUUUGUUCUGUUUAUUUUUUCUUUUGCACUAUUUGAUGUAUUCAUGUUUGGUAUGAUUUACCUGGAUGGCAUGCAAAAUAAAAAUGUUCACUGUGUCUCGGUACACAUGACAAUAAUCAAUGACAAUACUCACCUCUCGUGUGACCCCAGUUUUCUUUGUCUCACUAUUGGUAACUGUGUGGUCCUUCAGCAAAUAGCUUGAUUACAUUCACUUGUUAAGCUUACACCAUAAGGAUAGAUUUUGGAGACACAAGGAACUGCAGAUGCCGGAAUCUUGUAUAGAACACGAAGUGCUGGAGGAUCUCAGUUGGCUAGGCAGCAUAUUUGGAGAUCAUGAAUUGCCGAUGUUUUGGGUGGGGACCCUUCAGACUGGAUAGACUUUGUUUGGAUGAGAGACUUAAGUGCCUGAUGCUGGUCAAAAUUCUUGCCAAAUUCAUAACUCCAGGAUGUCAGGUGAAGAUAGAUACAAAAUGCUGAAGAAACACAGCAGGUCAAGCAGCAUCGCUGGAGAAAAGGAAUAGAUGACGUUUUGGGUCAUGACUCUUCUUCAGUCCCUCGACCCGAAACGUCACCUAUUCUUUUCUUCAGAGAUGCUGCCUGUCCUGCCGUGUUACUCCAGGUGAACCAUGCUAGACCACAUCACCAGAGGUUUAAUGUUGUUUGUAACUGAACCUGAAGCACUUAACAGUGGAAGUUCUAGCUCAAUCUUGGGGCUUUAUUUUAGAGUAUAAGGGAGGCAGGAAUGUGCUGUCUCACAAGUCAGUGAAUAUGCUUGCCAUAGCCAGUAAGAAAAAUUGAAUCUGGCAACCAAGAAAGAUUCUGCCUGAAAUCCUUAUUUUAGUGAUACGGCAUAGAAACGGGCCCUUCGGCCCACUGAGUCCACGCCAACCAUCGAUCACCCGUUCACACUAGUUCUAUGCUAUCCUACUUUCCCAUCUACCUUCUGCACACCAGGGGCAAUUUUUAUUGGCCAGUUAACCUACAAAACCACACGUCUUUGGGAUGUAGGAGGAAACCGAAGCACCCGGAGAAAACCCAGGCGGUCACAAGGAGAAUGUGAAAAACUCCACACAGACAGCACUUGGGAUCAGGAUGGAAGUCGGGUCUCUGGUGAUGUGAGGGUAGUGCAGCUUCACCAGCUGCACCACUGUUGGUAGAUGUCGUCCCCUCUGCCAGUGUGCUAGCUGCUGUGCUAGCCAGUUUUGCCUCAAUGUUGAAUCGGGGAGUGGAGCUCAGUUGCAUAGCUGUGCAGUGUAAGGUGACUGCUUUUCUCCUGCUUCAUGGCGUCACGGCUUGGGUUCUGCAUGAGGUAGAGAACAGAGCUCCAGCUACCUGUUUCGUAAGAGCCUCGUACAGCACCAUAGGAGUUCAGUGCAUCUGAGCAAGCCGACUGUUUCAUUCAGUUGUCAAAUUGCCUUUUCAAGGAUGCUGGGUUUUACAAAUGCCAUCAGCAUUAAGUAGGUUGGGUAAAAACCCAAUGUCAACCCAAUAACUUGAGUACAUUUUACUGUAGGGUAUGAGCAACACAUUGGAUGACUUAAAGUGCACUGAAUUUGAUUAAUAAUUAAUCAAAAGUGUUUAUUGUUAUAUGUCCCAGAUAGAACAAUGAAAUUCUUACUUGCUGCAGCACAACAGAACAUGCAAACAUAGUA
Molecule: messenger RNA, 3735 nt
Organism: Leucoraja erinaceus (little skate)
Lineage: Eukaryota; Metazoa; Chordata; Chondrichthyes; Rajiformes; Rajidae
Product: ETS-related transcription factor Elf-2-like
Exons: 3
Coding region: 317-670 (117 amino acids)
Source: RefSeq, a predicted model, not a curated record